Molecule: messenger RNA, 746 nt
Organism: Cimex lectularius (bed bug)
Lineage: Eukaryota; Metazoa; Arthropoda; Insecta; Hemiptera; Cimicidae
Product: protein FAM173B
Exons: 4
Coding region: 51-653 (200 amino acids)
Biological process (GO): regulation of mitochondrial ATP synthesis coupled proton transport; positive regulation of proton-transporting ATP synthase activity, rotational mechanism; peptidyl-lysine trimethylation
Cellular component (GO): mitochondrion
Molecular function (GO): protein-lysine N-methyltransferase activity
Source: RefSeq, a predicted model, not a curated record
UAGUGUGUUAAACAAGAGGUUUCGCUUCUGUUUCACUGAUAGCCUUAUCAAUGGAAGUCCUGGAAGCAGGAAACACGUCUUCUGGAAAUGGGAUAAAACGGAGGGGUCUUUUCCUCAUAGGAAUUACUGGUGGUGCAGCUGUUGCUGUUUCUGCUCUGUGCUAUCCUUUUCUAUCUCCGGCACUGAGAAGAAUAUGCUUACCGUACGUUCCUGCGACCGGUGUGCAGGUCAGCAAUGUUCUGAAAGCACUCACUGGAAAAUCAGGCAGUCUUUUAGACAUCGGAAGUGGAGACGGAAGAAUUGUCCUGGCCACUGCAAAACGGGGUUUUCAGUCGGAUGGAGUUGAAUUAAACAUCUGGCUUGUCCUUUACUCAAAGUUUGCCGCAUUUAAGGCUGGGCUGUCAAAGUCGACCAACUUUUAUAGAAGGGAUUUGUGGGCGUUUCCUAUCCAUUCUUAUAGGAAUGUUGUCAUCUUCGGCACCGAAGAGAUGAUGGCGGACAUUGAAGAAAAGUUUUCAAAGGAAUUGCUCAACUCGAAUGUGGUAGCGUGCAGGUUCCCUUUGCCCAACCGAGAACCAAUCAAAACUAUCGGUUCUGGCAUUGAUACAGUCUGGCUGUACGAGUUUAAAAAACCUACUGAUAAACCAAGUUGAACAUGCCAUUUGCCAUAUAUUUAAAUAGUGUAUUUGUGUUGUGUAAAUAUUUACAUUGUGUAUUUAUAAUAAAAACAAUUUUUUUGUUACGUA